AUGCCGAGGGUAAAAAGAGAAAAAUGUAGUAAAAAAAAAAAUUUUAUAGAAAUAUAUAUGGGCCCUAAUGACGCAGGGGCAAAAAAAGUAGACUUUUCCUAUUAUGUAAAUAUAGAAUCCACAAUUUUAGAAUUAUUAUUAGAUAACAAUUUAGAGUCUUAUACAAAUGCAGGUAAAUUAUUAUUUAUUGUUUUAUCCGGAUUAUCUACAAAAGUUUUAUAUAUUAAAAGAAUCCUAAAUUUAAUACAUUUAUUUUUUUAUAAAGGUGGACAAAAAUUUUAUCAUAGCGAUUUGCAUUUAAGUGUUUUGCUAUUUUUACAAAGCAAUGUUAAAAUGUAUUAUUCUAAAUUCUCUCUAUAUAUUUAUAAUUUAUUAUUGUCAAAUAAUGAUUUAGAUGGAAUAGAAAACAAUAAAAAUAUAUUUGUACCAAAACAUUGCAUAUGUACUUUAUCUGAUUAUCUAUAUUUUCAUAUAAAUGAUUUUAUGAUCCUGGCUCGAAAUAUUAUAUAUGAUGAAGUGGAUGGCAAAAUUGAGAUGAACAAUAAAAAUUAUAUGACAAUGGAUAACAAACGGAAAGGAGACAGAAGUUAUAAAAAAAAAUUAAAAAAUGAAAAAAAAAAAAAAAAAAUUGUUUUAUAUAAUGAAAAUGAUGAAGAAAUUAUGCAGAAUUUUUGGAAAAUACUAAAAUAUACAUUCCCUAAAUCAACAGAAAAAAAUUUUAAAGAUUUAAUAUCUCAAUGUUCUCAAAUAAAUUACCCACUACAUAGUAUAUAUUUAGAUAUAUACGUUUUAAUUAAUAUAAAAAAUGUUAUGAAGGUUGUAAUAUUAAUAGAUCAAUUAUUAUCUUUAGAUUUCCCAUAUUAUUAUUUUUAUGAAAUUAAAUUGAAACUUCUUUUAUUAUAUAUCCAUUCAUAUUACAAAAAGUAUUUUUUUGAUGAUAACUCAAUUCGUGUAGGAAUAAAGGAAGAUGGACAGGGGGGUAAGUUUAUUAUAUCAAAUAAAUUGGGUAAAGCAAGUAACUUAAAAUAUGUAGAUAUUUCAAAAAAUAUUAAUAAUGAGAAUGUUAUGAAAAAUGAAAAUAAGAUGGAUAUACUAAGUGAAAAAAAAGUGAAAUAUGGGACAGAAAUAAAUGAAAAUAAGGAAAAUAUUGGUGAAUUAAAUGAUAUAAAUCAAUUUGAUAAUGAUGAUAUAUAUUCAUUAUGUAGCAAUAGUAACAAAGGUUCAGAAAAAGGUGAUACUUACAUAGAUCCAGAACCAAAUAUCCUCGAGUUUUAUAACAGUUCUUUGGAUAAUGAUAAACAUAUUUAUUUAGACAAUUUCAUGAAAUUAUAUAUAAAUAAUACAGAGAAUGAUAUUUCAAGCCUUCCAUCAAUUAGUGAUUUUCAUGAUAAUAAUAUCCUUAAUAAAUUGAAAAUAAAAAGUAAACAAAUUAAAAUGAAUUAUGAUACUUCAUCUUUAUUGGAAAAUGUGCCAAAAGAAGAAAUCAAAAAAUUAAAUGAACAAGCACCAACAAAUAAUUGGGAUAUAAAAGAUGGAAUUGAUUCUCAUAUCAAUAAUAUCUGUGAAAAAAAAGAUUAUGAUAAUUCCUUUGGUAAAAAGGAAGAAAAAAAUGAUAAGUGUUUUAAUAGUGAAGAUGUACAAAAUAUUAACAAAAACACAUAUAAUGAUAUAAUAUACAAUAUACAUGUAAUUGAAAAUGUUGCAAAAUCUUUACUUACAAAAUCUUGUUAUGACCCUAUAUAUUUAAAACUUUUCUAUUCUUAUUUAUUACCAUUUAUAUCUUUUAAUAAAAGAAUUGAAAUAUUUUUAAUAUAUUCUCAUGCAAAUUAUAAGCUUAUCAAGCCUUUGAUAUUUAUAAUUUUUUACAACAACUAUGGGUCUGAGUUUAUUCUUAACACUUUUAAUAUUAUAUUCAAAGAUCAAGACCUUUUUCAAAUGUACAAAAACACUUAUUUUAAUGAAAUAUCAUUCAAAAAUAUAUCUAAAACAUAUUUUAUUUUUUUAAUGCUUCUUUCUGUCUUUUUUUACAACAACCCAAUGGAAUCCAUGCUCUACAUCUUUAAUCUCUUUUACAAGUAUGAUAAAGAAAUAAUCAAUGAUCAAGAAGGUGACAUAGAUUACAAAAAAAUUUAUGAGGAUGUUAUUUUAGAGAACGAUGAAAAAUAUGUAGAAGAAAAAAAGUAUAUAAAUAUAAUGAUUAUUAAAUUUAUUGAAAUAUACCAAGAAAAAUUUAAUAUUUAUCUGUGUAAUUAUUUCGACUUUUAUAGAAUUUAUUUUAUAUUAUUUGUUUCGUGCGUUGAUAUAAAUAAAGAUCCAUCAUAA
Plasmodium yoelii is the source of this 2322-nucleotide messenger RNA. RefSeq names its product conserved Plasmodium protein, unknown function. The transcript has 2 exons. NCBI's taxonomy places the organism in Eukaryota, Apicomplexa, Aconoidasida, Haemosporida, Plasmodiidae. Bases 1 to 2322 code for a protein of 773 amino acids. The record is from RefSeq and is a predicted model, not a curated record.